AUGUCAGAUAACUCAUUUCAUGAUCCUUUUUACUUAAAAGAACGAAUUAGUACUGAAGAAAAAUUGAAAUCAGAAUUAAUUCAAAAUGUUAACAAAAAAGAAGAGUUUCAUUUACCUGAAGAAGUGGAGAUUAAAGAAGAAAAAUUUGAAUUCAAACAAGAAUACCCUACGGAAUUAGCUGAUUUAGUUAUAAAAAAUGAAAUGCUAGACUUAGAAGAGGUUGCUGUGGAUAAUGAACAAAAAUAUACAAAUGAAUUGGAACACUUGGAGCUGGUUUAUGGAAAAGAUGAAAUUCAAGAACAAUUACACACUACAGAAUUAGCCGAUUCCGCCGAUUUAAAUAUAAAAGAUGAAAUUCUAGAAGACGUUACUGUGCAAGAUGAACAAACAUAUACAAGUGAAUUGGCACACUUGGAACUUUUUUAUGGAAAUGGUGAAAUUCAAGAACAAUUACAUACAGAACUUAUAAUCAAGGAGGAAAUAUUAGAAGAAAAUGAUUCAAAUCAUCAGAUAAUCGGUACCGAAGACAAGUUUUCUUGUGAUGCUUGUGACAAAAUAUUUACCACUCAUAAAAGUUUAAUUUAUCACAAAAAAGUACAUACUGGAGAAAGACCUUUUGCAUGCGAUCUUUGUGAUAAAAAUUACUGCCGACAAUGUGAUUUAGAUUAUCAUAAAAAAAUAAAGCACAAUAAUGGACAAGAAACAACGAUUUGUAGUUUUUGUGAUAAAAUAUUUACUGAUCAUAAAAGUUUAAUUGAUCAUAAAUACAAAUUCCAUCUUGGAAAAAACAGACGCUUUCCAUGUAACCUUUGUGACAAAUCAUUUGCAAGACGAAACGGUUUAGUUUAUCAUAAACGAACGCAUACGGGAGAAAAACCUUUUGCUUGUGAUGUUUGUAAUAAAACAUUUACUUCAACUAGCACUUUAAAUAUUCAUAAACGACUUCACACUGGCGAAAAACCUUUCUCAUGUGAUAAUUGUGACAAAACAUUUACCGCUUAUAGUAGUUUAAUUUAUCAUAAACAAGUGCAUACGGGAGAAAAACCAUUUCCAUGCGAUGUUUGUGGUAAAACUUUUGCCGGGCAUCAUGGUUUAGUGUAUCAUAAACGAACGCAUACGGGAGAAAAACCUUUCUCUUGUGAUGUUUGUGAUAAGGCAUUCAGUUCGAACAGUACUUUAACUAUUCACAAACGAACACACACUGAAGAAAAACUUUUUCCAUCUAAUGAUAAUUCAUUUACGUGUAAUACUUCAAUUGAUCAUAUUAAAGAAGAGCUUCAUCCAUUUAAUUCAUCUUCUAAUGAAUUAUUUUCUAAACUAAACGAUUUACUUAAUGAAAAACGAUCGCACACUGACGAAAAACGUUUUCCAUAUAAUGAUAAUUCAUUUACGUGUAAUACUUCGAUUGAUCAUAUUAAAGAAGGGCUUCUUCCAUUUAAUUCAUCUUCUAAUGAAUUAUUUUCUAAAUUAAACGAUUUACUUAAUAAAAAACGAUCACAUACUGACGAAAAACCUUUUUCGUGUGAUCUUUGUGAUAAAAAAUUUGCCAGACGAAAUGGUUUAGUUUAUCAUAAGCGAACGCACACAGGAGAAAAACCAUAUUCUUGUGAUUUUUGUAAUAAAACAUUUAGUUCAACUAGCAUUUUAAAUAUUCACAAACGAAUUCACACUGGUGAAAAACCAUUUUCAUGUGAUGAUUGUGGAAAAACAUUUACCGCUUAUAGUAGUUUUAUUUAUCAUAAACAAGUACAUACUGGAGAAAGACCUUUUACUUGUGAUGUUUGUGGAAAAGCGUUUUUCAAUCAAAGCAAUUUGGAUUAUCAUAAACGAACUCAUUUUAAUAAUAACGAAAAGAUUUUCCGGUGUGAAGUUUGUGAAAAGACAUUUACAACAGAAAGUCUUUUAGUUCGUCAUAAACGUGUUCAUACCGAAGAAAAACCAUUUUUAUGCGACUUUUGUGGUAAAUUUUUUAAAUACAAAGAUAAUUUAGCUUCACAUAAACGAAAACAUUCUGGAUUAAAACCGUUCUUAUGUGAUUUUUGUGGUAAAUCAUUCGGUCAAAAAGUCCGUUUAAUUCAACAUAAAUUGAUUCAUAAUGGUGAAAAACCCUAUUCAUGUGAUAUUUGUGGAAAAUCAUUUACGUAUCGUAAUACUUUAAUUGUACACAAACGAAUCCAUACCGGAGAAAAACCAUUUGCCUGUGAUGUUUGUGAUAAGACAUUUUCGGUUCAUAAUAGUUUAAUUGUACAUAAACGAACACAUUCGGGAGAGAAACCAUUUAAAUGUGAUAGAUGUGAUAAAACAUUCGCUCAGCCGAACGGUUUAGUUCAACAUCAAAGAAUUCAUACAGGAGAAAAACCGUUUUCAUGUAAUGUUUGUGAAAAGACAUUUAGUUUUAGUAGUGCUUUAAUUAUACAUAAACGAAUUCAUACGGGGGAAAAACUUUUUACAUGUGAUAUUUGUGAAAAAACUUUUACUCAUCAUAGUAGUUUGUAUAAUCAUAAACGAAGUAUUCACGACGAAGCAAAACCAUUCUCUUGUGAUGUUUGUAAUAAAACAUUUAGUCAUCAAGGUAAUUUAAAUAAACAUAAACGAAUUCAUACGAAACAGAAAACAUAGAAAAUAAACUCGUUGUAAUAUUUUAA
This is a messenger RNA of Chrysoperla carnea, 2645 nucleotides long. RefSeq names its product zinc finger protein 271-like. The record is from RefSeq and is a predicted model, not a curated record. NCBI's taxonomy places the organism in Eukaryota, Metazoa, Arthropoda, Insecta, Neuroptera, Chrysopidae. The coding region runs from base 1 to 2619 and encodes 872 amino acids. The transcript has a single exon.